AUGCCUCAGCCUCUGUCUGCACCAACAUGGGAUAAGCCUAGACCGAACCUCGCCAGCAUGCCGAACGAGAUCCUCCGCAGAAUCAUCGACUUAGCAGUCCCGCAGGCUUCGCACUGUCUCUCGGUCAAUGUUGACUACGAAUCAGAUCCCCCGCGCCGCCCCACGCGUCGCCGCGUCGAGUUCCUCUGGCACGAUUCCUCAGACAUCAGUGUUCUUUUCGUCACAAAGGCAAUCUUCCAGGUCACACGGGCCAUUCUGUUCGAACGCGCUACGUUCAAAUUUCCGGAUGGUGCUUGGGCCAACUUUGUCAGCCACGCCAUCCACUUCGAGCUGGAGAUCGAGAUCUGUAUCAGGGACGGAUUGGCGCCUGGUAGCAAAACUCUGGGUUACGUACGCUAG
Cyphellophora attinorum is the source of this 399-nucleotide messenger RNA. RefSeq lists its product as uncharacterized. The record is from RefSeq and is a predicted model, not a curated record. The transcript is spliced from 2 exons. NCBI's taxonomy places the organism in Eukaryota, Fungi, Ascomycota, Eurotiomycetes, Chaetothyriales, Cyphellophoraceae. Bases 1 to 399 code for a protein of 132 amino acids.